GUUGUUUGUCUUGCUCUGCUUCCGCGCUAGAAUAAAUGCAAAAGCGGUGAGUUGUUGUUGUUAAGAAGAUUCUUCUCAUUCCAAAAUUGUCACAACAUCGAUCACAAUUGAAAUCAUGGCAACUUUUAUCGAAGCAGAAGCUGGUCCUUCAACAAUCCCUGAACAAAGCGGAACAAAAUUAUACGAAAGAUUAACACAGUCCAGUGCAAAUCGAAGAACGUACGAACAUGAUGAUGAACGCAAUUCAGACGAUGCAAAUGAUGAUGAACUAUUUGAUGAAUUAGAGCGAGAACUAGAAGAAGAAGAUGAACGUGGUACAGGAACCAUGGGAAGACUACGGGAAGAACGUAUGGAACAAUUACGAAGCCAAAUCCGACAGGAAGAAGCCAUUAGAAAUGCACCAAAGGGAAGCGGACAGGUCUCAGAACCUUCGAGUGAAAAAGAGUUGAUGAGCGUCUUGGCCGAUAGAGGAGGAGAACUAGGUUCUGGAAGCGGACAGCCGAUCAUUGUGCAUUUUUAUCACAAAGAAUUCCGAAGAUGCGAUAUCAUGGAAACACAUCUUGACUCUCUCGCUGCUCAACAUCCAGAAGCGCUUUUUCUCAAAAUAUCCGUACUUUCUUCACCAUUUUUGGUAGAAAAGCUUGGCAUAAAAGUACUGCCUUGCUUGGUCAUCUUUGGUCGAAAAGUCAACGUGAAAGAUCGAAUCGUUGGAUUUGAAGAUCUGGGUAAUUCAGACGGAUUCACAACCCGCACACUUGAAUGGAGACUGGCUCAAGGAGGUGCCUUGCAUAAACAUCAAUCUGAACCGGACCAUCAGCGAGCCAUUGGUCUUGGACCGUACAUAGCACAAAGAAGUGCCGCCGAUGAUGACGAUCUUGAUUGGGAUUAAGAUUGUUUGUGUAGUUCAUCAUCCAUUAACAUGUAUAACUUAAUAAAAAUCAUUCUUUUAUCACUCG
Meira miltonrushii is the source of this 956-nucleotide messenger RNA. RefSeq names its product thioredoxin-like protein. NCBI's taxonomy places the organism in Eukaryota, Fungi, Basidiomycota, Exobasidiomycetes, Exobasidiales, Brachybasidiaceae. Gene Ontology annotation, cellular component: cytoplasm. The transcript is spliced from 3 exons. The record is from RefSeq and is a predicted model, not a curated record. Bases 116 to 889 code for a protein of 257 amino acids.